CAGGAUUUCGAAUGUGGCGGCGGUAGUUCUGGCCUGGGCGGCGGAGCGGGAGGCCGGACAAGCUGCCUGCAAACGAGCGGCCGAGAUGAGUUUUGCUAUGUAGCCCAAACUCAAAUUUAUGAUCUAUCUGACUUAGCCUUCUUAGUAGCUUCGAUUAUUCCACAACACCUGACAGUAAUAUUUUAAAGCUGAGAAAAAUCAAAAUUUUUGCCUUUUUGGAGACAAAGAUGGUUAAGGAAAGGUGUCAGAAAAAGUCCUUUCAAGAUAGUCUUGAAGACAUUAAGCAGCAGAUAAAAGAAAAAAGGAAUAAAACUUUGACAGAGGUUGGCAAACGGAAGUCCUUUAUUGUUGCACCAUGCCAAGUACCCACUAACACUUCUACACUACUGAAAAGUUACCAAGAUAACAACAGGUUGCUAGUUUUGGCUUUGGAAAAUGAAAAAUCCAAAGUGAGAGAAGCCCAGGAUAUCAUCCUAGCACUGAGAAGAGAAUGUUGCUAUCUUACAUGUCAGCUGUAUACAUUGAAAGAGAGGUUAACUUCCCAACAGAGUGAAGAAACUGCUCAGAACUGCAAAGGAUGUCCCUCAGAAGUGGUCUCCAGUAGUGACAGCACGACCAGUGAUUUGUCUGUGAAGACCUUACAGCAAAUUGCUCUUCAAGAAACUGACUGGCCAUUCCAAACUGAAGAUACAUCAGAGCCAAAUCCUACUGUUCGUCUAGACACACUGGGGAGAAAUUUUGAUUCAGGUAAAGCCGAGUCUACUGAUAGUGUCUCCUUACCUAGCACUGUGUCUUCCCGUUGCCACUUAAGGAAAGAUUUUAGUAAUAUAAGUCAUUCCAGUGCUUUGGAGUGUGAAGCUAGUCAGUGGCUAGGACAGUCUUCAGAAGAUAGAAGAAGCAGAUGUGGAGACCCAACCAUAAUCCUGCAUGAACUUGAAAAUGUGGAACAAAAUUUCUGUCUGUGGAACAAAGACCAGAUUAACUUACCGCCUAGACUGACUUGCCCGGGAAAGACUGCUGAAACAAAAGAAGUCAUUUUACCAUCUAAACCUGAGCAAAUGAAAAGCAAACAUAAACAUGCACGAAGAAGAAGAGCAAAGCAAAGAAGAGCCAGCCAGAGAUGGAAAUCAAAAUUCUUAUUGAGGUGUAAAGGCAAAAAAAGCAAAGAUAAGCAGGCCUUUUGCCCUACAACAAUGGAUGGGUCUAUUGGUUCCAGCGACACUUACGAUUUUAAUGUGGAAGAGUGUGUUCACCUCACCCCUUUCCGGCAAAAAAUGAGCAAUGACUCCAGUGGAGAAACUAACAGCAGCAACAGGGAAGUCAGUGACUCUGAACUUAGUCACUCUGGGGCUGAGUCUGAUGACCUUUACCUGCCUCCUUGCAAGCACGUGCAAGAAGACCACACCAGAGAGUCAGACAAACACAUUACCAGGUCUAAAAGAGGACUUAAGCACACGGAAGAAAAAGAGAUGGAGGAGGUGCUGCCAACCAGAACUAUUGGUACGCCACCUGAGACUCAGGAGUCACCUCAUUGUAGACUAAGGGAUGUCACCAAUGUCCUGCUGCAUCCUGUAGUGAAAAUCAGGAAACUUUCCUUGUCUCCGAAAAAGAAUGAAAAUAGCCCAGCAGUACCUCUGCCUAAACGAAGGUGUGCCACCGUCACGAGCUAUAAAGAGCCAACGCUGACUUCGAAGCUAAGAAGAGGGGACCCUUUCACAGACUUGUGUUUCUUGAAUUCUCCUAUUUUCAAGCAGAAGAAGAAUAUGAGACGCCCUAAAAGAAGUAUGAAGUAAACACAGGAACUCCUUUGGUUAGAUGCUGAGGAAGGUGGUCCCGCUUUUUUGCAGAGGCUAUGAGACGGCAUAAUUUAUCAAGAUCAGAGUCAGGAAUGUCCCUUGGACCUAUACUUUGUAUUUGUGUGGAUUGCUACCAAAUAUCUAAAACUUCUCUGGCAUCUUUUUUCCUUAAGUAGAAUUACAGAGUGGAAAACUUAUAAAGAUAGAUGUAGAUCUUUCAUAAAUUCUUAAUAUCACAGUAAGACAUGCCAUAAGUAGGUGAGGAUUCUUCUGCUAUCAUUGAUUCUUCAUGUCAUGUAAAUACAUAUGCUAUCAUGAUUAAGAGAAUUGAUGGUUUGUGUUCUGGGACAAAGUAACUGCUGUGAACUGUGAGUACACAGCCAUUCCUCGGCAGAAUCAUAGCAUGUCAAGGCCAGCCCUUCAUACUGUCAGUCUCUUUCUGGUUUUGAUCAGAAAACUCAACCUUCAUCUCUGUGUAUUUCUUUAAAAUUAAAUCACUGUAGUGGUCCCUUUUUAAAGGAAAAUGAAGUCUAAUGGCAACCAUUGUGUUUUUCUUCUGCUCUUAACUGACAGGUAAUAUUGAUUAUCUUCCUUUCUGGCCUUUACCACUCCUGUCUUGGCUAUUUCCUCUUCUGUCAUCCCUGUCAACUUUCCCUUUUAAUUCACAUUACAUUUGUCCUGUCAGUUUUCCCAGCUGCACCCUCCAGGCCCAAGAUCAACACAUUUCAAUUUGAGGCUCAGUAACAGAACAUAUAAGCAAGGCCCAGGCAUAAAUCCCACUGUAAACAGGAGAUUUCCAAAUUAAUCACAAAGGCCUUCUAGUAUCUCCACGACUUCCUACAUUUACCGUCAGUCAAACUGAGUGUGCUUCUCUGUCACUCAUGUGCAUCCUACUCUCCCACCAGUCGUUUGUCCAGCCACCCUUUUAUAGGGCUGAGGGCAGAACCCAGGCCCCUGUGUGUAGUAGGAGCACAGCCACAGCAGUCCUUAGCCACCAUCUUCAUCUUUUUCUGUCAUGGUACCUUGAGAGUGACCAUUUUUGCUAAUAAUAAAUACAAUUAAGUCUAAUUUCAGUCUCAACAGGCCCCUGUGGCUAUGAUUACCAUAGCACAGCCUUUUACUUGGUCUAUAAAACACCAGAUAUUUUCUGGCCCUUUGUCAAUCAAUCAAUCAAUCAAUCAAUAGAUUCCAUAGCCUGGUGUGGUGGUGCAUACCUAUAAUCUCAGAACUGUCCAGCCUGAGGCAGGAGGAUCUUGUUUAGACUAGCUGUGCUACAUGAUAUCAGAAAGCCAAAAAAUAUUUUUCUGCUUCCUGCUAUAGACAUUUCAUUGUGUCUAGUGUGACUUUGAUCCUCAUUCACUCCAUGCCAGUCACUGUUAUCCUGAAACUGGUGUUAAACCUGUACUCUUUUUCAUGUUUCUGUGUUUUUGCUAUAGUGUUUAUUCAUGGGCUAUGAAGGGUUUUGUGUCAACAUUAUUAUAAAAUAUGAACUAUAUUAUACAUGUUGUAUAUACCAUUUAUAAUUGAAUUAAGAGUUUGAGACUUCCCAUGUUGGUAGAUAGGUUAUUUUUGUUGUUGUAUAAUAUAUAAAUAAACAAGACUUACUCUCUUUUGAGAAAA
This is a messenger RNA of Meriones unguiculatus (Mongolian gerbil), 3416 nucleotides long. RefSeq names its product shugoshin 1 (gene Sgo1). Gene Ontology annotation, biological process: meiotic chromosome segregation. The record is from RefSeq and is a predicted model, not a curated record. Lineage: Eukaryota; Metazoa; Chordata; Mammalia; Rodentia; Muridae. The transcript has 9 exons. Gene Ontology annotation, cellular component: nucleus; chromosome, centromeric region. Bases 228 to 1793 code for a protein of 521 amino acids.